Synchiropus splendidus (mandarinfish) is the source of this 3641-nucleotide messenger RNA. RefSeq names its product death-associated protein kinase 2. The coding region runs from base 163 to 1251 and encodes 362 amino acids. NCBI's taxonomy places the organism in Eukaryota, Metazoa, Chordata, Actinopteri, Syngnathiformes, Callionymidae. Gene Ontology annotation, molecular function: protein serine/threonine kinase activity; ATP binding. Gene Ontology annotation, cellular component: nucleus; cytoplasm. The transcript is spliced from 12 exons. The record is from RefSeq and is a predicted model, not a curated record. Gene Ontology annotation, biological process: protein phosphorylation; positive regulation of apoptotic process; intracellular signal transduction.
CUGACAUCAAACUAUUGCAAGACACCGGACCUUUUCCGCAUUCUCUCUUCAGCUUGACGUAGCCCAGACACGGACAACUGGAUUCCGAUGGGUAUGAUUGUGUUGUGGUGGACUGAUGGAACUUCAUGUUUAAGGCAAGAUAACUAGUAAUCAGCUCUCACCAUGGCGAUGUUCAAACCGGAGAACGUAGAAGACUUCUACAGUAUUGGUGAUGUUCUGGGAAGUGGACAUUUUGGCCUUGUCCGUCGGGUUACUGAGCUGACCUCUGGAACUCCAUGGGCUGGCAAAUUCAUGAAGAUGCGGAGGAACUCAUGCAGUCGCCUAGGUGUGGAUAAAAGCAAAGUGGAACAGGAAGUCGAGAUUCUUCAGGCUCUACAGCACCCCAACAUUGUUUUUUUGAAAGACGUCUUUGAAAGCAAGUCAGAAGUCGUACUUAUUCUGGAGAUUGUGAGUGGCGGUGAGCUGUUUGACUUCAUUGCUGAGAAAGAAAAUCUGCUGGAGAGUGAAGCUAUCGAGUUCAUGAAGCAGAUCCUCAAGGGCCUGGCCUUCAUGCAUUCCAAGAACAUUGCCCACUUUGAUCUGAAGCCAGAGAACAUCAUGCUAUCAGACAACAAGUGCACACAUCCCAACAUUAAGCUCAUUGAUUUUGGCCUGGCUCAUCGCUUCUACCAGGGGGAGGAGUACCAGAGCAGCAGUGGGACACCUCAAUAUAUCGCUCCUGAAUUGGUAAAGAGUGAGCCUCUGAGCACAGCAGCAGAUAUGUGGAGUAUUGGUGUCAUUACUUACAUACUAUUAAGUGGCUUGUCACCAUUCCAAGGUGACGACAAUAACGAGACUUUGAGGAACGUCAUUGCCGUGAAUUACCAGUUUGACAAUCACUAUUUUAGCCUGACCAGCUCGAUGGCUAAAGAUUUCAUCCAAAAGCUGUUGGUGAAGAAUCCAAGCGAGCGGAUGACAGCAGACGAGGGUCUUCUCCAUCCUUGGAUCAAGCCGAUUAAUGAGAAGCAGUUGGCAAGAAGAAAUCGUUCGUCCAUCAACAUGAAAAACUUUAGGAAGUUUAAUGCCAGGAGGAAAUGGAAGAUGUCCUACAACAUGGUGUGGAUGUGUAAUCGUCUCAGACAUUUAAAUGUCCUGAAGAAAAGCCACAGUGCAGAUGUAAAUGCGUCAGAGAGACAAUGUGAAAGUGAUGUCGAGGACAUGGAGAGCAAGCCUGCAUCCCUGCUGCGUCGACGCCUCAGCAGCAGUUCCUAAGAUCAGCUCACUAGAUCAGUAACAUCACCUUGUUUGCAUCCAUCCAGCCAUGUCAUCAGGUGUGUGGCGUACCUCCACAGACAAUUGUACUUGAGAACUGAGAAGUGUAUUCAAGUAGGAAUAUUUCCAUCUGCAUUCAGUUGCAUUUUUCUGACUGUUUAAUUGGCUCUUGUUUUUAACUAUUGGAUUGCAAACUGUGAUAUUUACCUUGAAAACUCACUAAAACAAACCAUGAUGACAUUGGAACAGUUCGUCUUGAGAAAUGGAAAUAUUGUGAGGCGUGGGCAAGAAUUACAAUUAUUCUUCACUCUGCUCCUUAAGCGCUAUACAUUCAUGGCCAGGAUCAGAAUACAUGUAUGAACAGUGUGGAGCCAUACAGAAACUCAACGUUUAAUAACUUAUUAGUCACAAACACGUACUGUACAGGUACAGAAAGUAAUCCAGAAUACAGGAAGGCAAAUAGGACUAGCAUGAGGGCAGAGUUGAUCUGGCACCCUCACCUGGAACUCUGGAUUCAAAAGGGAACGCGACCACCGGACAUUCAGACAUCCCAAAAGCUUGGUACCGAUUGCUGCAAAGCCAACCUUAGCCCUUUGACACUAACAACACCACUAAACUACUACCGGUAAACUGAAUUCAGCAGUCAAAAUAAAGAUCGUAUUGCAUGUUGCAUCGCAAAAUGCUCUACAAUAUGAAUGUUUAAAUGGAGUGGAUCACCCAACUGUAUAAAUCUCCUGGUUUGUCUUUCAAUAUUUCCUGUCAGGGAUGGCCACAGCAAGGCAGCCUACUCCACCUUACCGCCAUUGACCUUCCUCCCUAGUCAGGCUGAUCCUCUUCAUAUCCUCCUUUAUCACAUCCAUGAACCUCAAUUGUCUUCUUUCCCGUCUUCUUUUGCCUGGUACCUCCGUUUCAACAUUAUUUGUCCAACAUGUCCUGUCUUUGUCUCCAAACUUCUCCAUAAGUUGUCCCUCUUAUAUACUGUUUUCUAAACUUGUCCUUCCUAGUCUCUCCCAAAGAAAAUCAGAGCAUCUUCAACUCUUCAUCUGUGCUUUUUGUCUUUGUAACAGAACUAUUGUCUGUGGACCACACAUUAUGGCAGAUCUGACUACUGUCCUAUAGCUUGCCUUUCACUCUAGCUGCUGGUCCUCUGUCAAAGGUCACAUCUGACGGUUGUCUUUAUCUGUUCCAUCCUGCCUGUACUCUCCUUUUCACCUCUUUUAGGCCUGAUUUAGGAGACAGCUAUGAGAAAAAAUAUCAAUUCUCAGGUACCCUUAGUUUAUAUGUAAAGAGAGAAUUCGCCACUGGAGACAAUGUUUUUCAAAAGCUAAGAUCUUUAAGAAAAUGCCAGUCGGUUUGUAUAUAAAUGGAGCUAAACGGAGGAAAAUCAAACAGACGUCACAGUAUUGGCUAAGGUGGGCUUCAGCUUCUCUUUUACACUGCCACCUACAGUUUUGCAAUGUCUUGGCAGCAGACAUACUUGUGUGAACACAGUGUUUUCUGUUAAUGGAUAUGUAUGCACGGAAUUAUUUUUGAAAACAGAGUGGGUGAAAUGUAUGUUUCUGAAAAUGUUGAUAAAUGUUGGCUUAAUCUCUAUCCAUCAAUCCUAUGACUGAUUCCAAACACAACUCAUCAGCUUUGACUCCCUCUACUCCUCACUUCUGCUGAGCUUCAUUCCUCUCCAGCUUGCACAUUGAGCUGAUGUCCUUAUAUUGAUCAACGAAUCACUACAAAUGAUGCUUUAAGUUGCAAGUUUCAUUUGUAUUUAUGCCCCCUAGCAAGGGCCUCAGGUAGAUUCCCUCUGGACCCUGCCCCCCUCACUGCUGAGGAGCCUUCUCGUCGCCCUCAUAUCACUUAUAUUUUUCAUUCUUAAGUGGCUGGUAAAUAAAUUUUACGUUUACUUCAAUAAGAGACUGUAUAAGCUACUUUUUUUUUUGCUAUGGCUUUCUCUAGAAUGCGCUCUUGGGUAUAUAAGGACUCAAUGUAGACUUUUGCAUGUGUUCACUUAUUCGUUUAGAUAAUUUGAUUUACUACAAGACUAUUCCUCUUUUUCAUUUUCUUUUUGUACAUGUGAAGUGGUACAGACAAAUAUUUAACCUUGGUUUUUUGGUCAUGGAAGUUAAUGGCCUCAACGUGCACAAUGUCCCACAAUGUUUUUGUAGCAACAUUUGAUUUUAAAUGACUGUAAGCUGUGUAGGUGAGGACACAAUCACACUGUGCAACAUGCUCUGAACAAUGUAACUAUUUUACAUCUGCAGUGGUGUAUUCUUUUAUUUUGAGAAGAGUUAAAACUGUGAGCACUGCAUAAUGCCUAUACAUACAUGCUGAUGGAACACACGCCAAAGCAAAAUUCCUGUAUUAUGCAACACAGGAAUAAAAUAUUUUUCAUUCGA